Molecule: messenger RNA, 3468 nt
Organism: Nylanderia fulva
Lineage: Eukaryota; Metazoa; Arthropoda; Insecta; Hymenoptera; Formicidae
Product: glucose dehydrogenase [FAD, quinone]
Molecular function (GO): oxidoreductase activity, acting on CH-OH group of donors; flavin adenine dinucleotide binding
Source: RefSeq, a predicted model, not a curated record
ACAAGUAUUUUUAUUUAUUAAAUAAAAAAAAGGAUAUAGGAUUGAUUUUUAGUGAUCAUCUAUAAUAAGUGUCCCAUUUAAAUUAGUUCGUCUAUUUCAAUUUCGUAUACAAUCGAAGAUGUUUCAAAAAUAUAGGUACAUAUAAUAGAAAGAUUUGAAUGAUAAAAAAAUAUAUAAGUUUGAAACGCAUGAAAAAGCAUGAGAAAACUUUUCGACUAUCCUACAUCUGUUGAAGAUUUCUUUAAGAUUACGUCUUAAAAGAGUGAGAUUGAAGAUUAUGUCUUUGAAGAGUGAGAUAAUCAAGUUAAAUGACCGAAGAUAAGAAUCGCGUCGGGACAGUUGAAAGAAAGUUCGGUACAUGCGAUUAUAACAAGAUCUUCUUGUCAGGACUUUUUCAAUUGUGACUUUAAAUGCGCAAAAAAAGUGUUGUUAUUUUAUUUUAAAAACCGCUGAUUAGUAUUCACCUUGCAUUCUUUCAUUUUAUAUUAUUUACGUCACGCAACCGUGAUCGGAAAAAUGAUACCACAGCUGACUUAGUUGACCCUGAUGUUAUUUAAAUCUAUUGUAUAAUCUUAAAAGACUUGUAUUACUCAUCUCAAUUGCAUUCUAUAAAAAUGUGACAAAAUGCUGUAAACAGUUUUUCUUUGUGCCAGUCGGAUCGUGUGUCUUUGUGAUAUAAAUUGUGUCUUAUUUAAAAUAAGCAACUGCAUAAGAUCUUUCAAACCAAAAAUUCUCAAAGAACGUCAAAAAGUCAUCUGUAUUAUCCUACACUUUGACUGUGUUUAAUAUCAAAAUUCUAUAGCUAUCUAUAGAGAAAGAAGUCGACAAACUACAGUACAGACAAGAUUGAUAGGAUGCGAAUAAUGUAUUAAAACUAGAAAAAUAUCGGCAUGUAUAUAUUUGAAAGAAGAUCUGAAGAUUUAAAGAAGACCAGAAGCAAAGAUUUAUAUCUCACGCGUGAUAAGCACAGUUUUACGAUGCUCAGGUUCUGCUUGACGAUCAUAUUCCUGGGAUACGCCGGUGGAAUGUCACUGGGUAUUCUCGAGAUGAUCUAUCACUUCUCAGGCUUCCCGACACUACCAAGGAGUUGGACGUGGCAAAACGAGGUACCCGAUCACUCUGUUCCCUUCGACUUCCUGGUGAUCGGCGCCGGCUCGGCGGGAUCCGUCCUCGUGAAUCGCCUGACCGAGAAUCCCGACUGGAGGAUUUUGGUCCUCGAGCAGGGUAACGACGAGAUCUUCCUCACGGAUAUUCCUUUUCUGGCGCCGAUCCUCUACAAGACGGACUACGCUCGCUUGUACAAGAGCGAACCGCGACCGCAGGACGCGAAUGGCCAAGGUGGAUACUGCAUUUCGAUGGUCGACGGCCAGUGCAACGUGAUGUCUGGGAGGGCAGUCGGCGGCACCUCGGUGGUGAACUUCAUGAUCUACUCGAGAGGAGCACCGGCCGAUUACGAUGCCUGGCAGGCACUCGGUAAUCCCGGCUGGAGUUACGAGGACGUGCUGCCGUAUUUCAUCAAGUCCGAGAGGUGCAAGCUGACCGAUAAAGACGUCAGAUAUCAUGGAUACAAUGGAUAUCUGGAUGUGACGAUUCCUCCUUACUCUACUCCGUUGAAGGAAUCUUUCUUGAAGGCCGGUCAGGAACUCGGUUACGAUCUGGUAGACUACAACAGCGACAGACUUAUAGGCUUCUCGGGCGUGCAAUCAACUCUGCGAAACGGACGCAGAGUUAGCGCCGGCAAAGCCUUCCUCAGACCGAUCCGCGACAGACCAAACUUUUAUUUAUCUAAAUUUGCGACGGUCACGAAAAUUGUUAUUAAUCCAAAGACGAAAACAGCCGUCGGCGUUGAAUUCAUAAAGAAUCAUAGAACGUACUUUGUCUCCGCCACUAAGGAGAUUAUACUCUGUGCAGGUGCUCUUAAUUCACCACAAUUACUGAUGCUGUCUGGAAUAGGCCCAAAGGACCACUUGAGCUCCUUAGGCAUCCAUGUAAUCGAGGAUCUUCCAGUGGGGUUUAAUUUACAGGAUCACGUGAGCAUGUCAGCUUUAACGUUUCUAGUCAACGAGAGCGUGACUAUUGACGAACCACGUCUAAGUUCUAAUCCGUCCAUUUUUCUGGACUACCUGAUACAAGGCACAGGUCCUCUGACGAUACCCGCAGGCGCCGAAGCAUUAGCUUUCUUUAAUACUAAGGCUCAUUUGAAUAUGAAAAAGUCCAAGUUUAAUUCCAUUGUCCAGGAUGAAAAUAUAUACGGAUAUAGCGCUUGGACUGUUCCCGAUAUAACUUCCAUCACCGUCGAUCGUGACAUCUUUAAAACAUAUCCUAACGGGAACAAAUUAUUGACAGAAGACGAUUAUCCCGACAUCGAGGUGGUGUUAGGCGUAUCCUCGUUAGCCGGUGAUGUUUCCGGGGUUUAUCGCAAUUUGCUUGGAUUAUCGGACAAUUUUUAUAAAGAAGUUUUUAGCAAUUACGACGGAUUCAACGCUUUCACACUCGUGCCUGUGCUUCUGCGACCCAAGAGUCGCGGCAGAAUCACCUUGAGAAGCACCAACCCGUUGGAUUUGCCUAUCGUGGACCUCAAUUAUUAUGAUAACGAGGAUGAUCUGAAUAAAAUGGUGCAAGCUAUAAAGAUAGCGAUGGAAAUUGCUUCCACGAGAGCGUUUAAACGUUACAACGUCACGCUGCUACCAGUAUCGUUUCCAGGAUGCAAACACAUUGCUUUUAAGAGCGACGCAUAUUGGGCCUGCGUCGCCCGUCACGUAACGACGAACGUAGGCCAUUACUCAGGUACGUGUAAGAUGUCCACGCGGAAAAAUUCGGGCGUGGUGGACCACAGAUUGCGAGUGCAUGGGAUCAAUGGUCUCAGGGUCGUGGACAUCAGCAUUAUGCCGACCAUAAUAGCCGGUCACACGACCGCGCCCGCGUACAUGAUCGGCGAGAAAGCCAGCGACAUGAUCAAGGAGGAUUGGAAAGAUUUUGCUCCGUGAAUCACACACACACAAACACACACGUAUACAUCUACAUACAAGGUGUGGGAAGCAAGGAAGUGGAGGAUGUUACGAAGUAAAACAUGUGGGACGCGUUAUCGUGAAAGUGCGUAGACUGUGAUUAAAUGAAAAUCACUUUUAGGUUCAAAGCGAAUAAGCGCGAUAAAUACAUUGAUCUUUGCGCCACAAAAAAUCGUUGAAUUUUUAAGGGGACUUAAAGGAAGCGCUGCGUAUUUACAUAAUAGAGAUAUAUUCAAAUAUUAUACACACAAACUUGUUGUAGAAUUUUUCUACUUUUCGAGUAGAAUAUUGUUUUCUAUAGGAAUAUAGAACCUAAUUACGCAAAAUUAUUAUACGUUUAAAUUAAAAGUGUAGAAAUGACGUUCUGCUCUCAAGUGUAUAGUCCUAGUGUAUAGUCAAGUGUAUAGUUCAAUGACUAUAUAUAAUAUUAUUCAGUUAAUAUAUGUCGGAAGUAAAAAAA